UGGUUGACUAACAUCUUUACGCAGACCUGUGCCCUGCAUCCUUCCAUACAUUUAUCUAUUUGGUCUCAAGAGUCGUGCAACAGGUUAGCCUACCAUAUGCUCACAAAACACGAAAAGGAGCUGAUCGCUCAAAUCUGGGACAAAAUGAUUCCCGUGGCAUGCGACAUCGGAUCUGAAUCCCUUUUAAGAUACUAUUACAGAAUGAUGACGACUUUUCCCGGGACAAAGACAUACUUCGCCCACCUGGACAUCAGACCCCGGUCCCCACACCUGCUGUCACAUGGGAAGAAGAUCGUUCUUGCGAUAGCAGAGUGUUCCAAAGACAUCAGUUCGAUAAUGGUCACCCUGGCACCGCUCCAAACACUGCAUGCCUACCAACUGAGAAUAGACCCUUGCAACUUCAAGCUUCUUUCUCACUGUAUCCUCGUGACUUUGGCGGCUCACAUGCCUGAUGAGUUCACACCUGUUGCGCACGCAGCCAUGGACAAGUACCUCUCGGCCUUCGCAGCCGUCCUGGCAGAGAAAUACCGAUAA
Molecule: messenger RNA, 534 nt
Organism: Coregonus clupeaformis (lake whitefish)
Lineage: Eukaryota; Metazoa; Chordata; Actinopteri; Salmoniformes; Salmonidae
Product: hemoglobin subunit alpha-D-like
Exons: 3
Coding region: 97-534 (145 amino acids)
Biological process (GO): hydrogen peroxide catabolic process; oxygen transport
Cellular component (GO): blood microparticle; hemoglobin complex; haptoglobin-hemoglobin complex
Molecular function (GO): haptoglobin binding; oxygen carrier activity; peroxidase activity
Source: RefSeq, a predicted model, not a curated record